Molecule: messenger RNA, 3572 nt
Organism: Salmo salar (Atlantic salmon)
Lineage: Eukaryota; Metazoa; Chordata; Actinopteri; Salmoniformes; Salmonidae
Product: zinc finger protein 280C
Biological process (GO): regulation of DNA-templated transcription
Molecular function (GO): RNA polymerase II cis-regulatory region sequence-specific DNA binding; DNA-binding transcription factor activity, RNA polymerase II-specific
Source: RefSeq, a predicted model, not a curated record
AGUAAACACUAAUGCUUCGCCUCUUCCUGUUUGUCAACAGUUACCACUUCCACAAAGUCAUAAACCUUGCCUAUUUCUAUAAUGUAUCUUCUUAAAAUGUGAUGUUAAACCAAACCAUAACCACACUGCUAACUCCAACGAAUUGUUGUUUUCAUGAAUUUUAACGAUAUAGCUAAUUUUGAGGCAGUGGUAACCUUCCUUUCAGCAAACCCCACAUUUCCCAUCAGCCACCACGAUAUUCACAGACGCUCCAUUGAAGGUAUUUCUCAUUUUGUACUAAGGACUAACCACCCAGUUAAACGUUAGAUUGAAAGCUUCACAAUGUCCGAGCUUUUUAUGGAAUGUGAGGAAGAGGAGCUGGAGCCAUGGCAGAGACAGACACCAGAAGUUAAUUUGUUGGGCGACGGUAAACAUGAUGAUGAUGACGACGAUGAACCUAUAUUUGUUGGGGAGCUUAGUACUUCAAACGACACCAUUAACACCAGACCAACAAACAACCAAAGAAAUGUGAAGACCACCCCAGUUCAAAGUGGCGGAGUUGGAAGACCAAGAGCCUCUAGGAUGACAAUGACACACAACUCGCCCCAAGUUCAUCUCACUCGGGGUCCAGUUCCCCAGAAUAUCAUUCCUGGGAACGGGUUGAACAAUGCACCUCGACCCUUAACAGCAGUACCACCACAGCCCAUCAUUAUCAACAACCAGGGUUACAUUAUGACCACACCACAGUUAUCGGCCAACUCGGCUUUCCUCGCUUCCCUUGGGAAACAGUAUCCCCCGGGGACAUCUUUCACUGUGGUUCCAGCAGGCCAGCAGCACAUUUUGCAGCAGAUGACUCCAGCAGCAGGCCAGCAGCACAUUCUGCAGCAGGUGACUCCAGGGAAGCCUUUACCUGGGGUUAUCCACAGGCCUCAAGUGCACAUGAUCCACAACAACGUAGUGACCUUGUCCAAUGUGCAGGGCCCCGCCGCAUUGUCUUCCCAGCCCAACCGCUCAAAUUCUACCAACCUCCAGAUUGUGUCCCCAGUUAUUCAAGCCAAAGGCAACAGCUGGGACUAUGGCAAACGGGGUUUACCUCAAGACCAAAACAGCACAGCUAAAAAAGCAAAGCAUGACAUAGGGUCUCCCCACGCCCAGGAGAUAUUAGAAAAUGGAGCACGUUUUUGUAAAAAAUGUCCAAAGUGUAAAUUUGAUUUCUACCAACAAGUUGUCAUGAAAGACCACAUGGUGAAAUGUUGUCCUCACCUAUUGGAGUGUGUCUUCCCCUCAACCCCAAAGUCUACUUACCUUUUUGCAAGCAAGCGCAUUAUGCUUGUCACAGACUUCUACUAUGGUAGAUUUGAGGGAGACAAACCAAAAUCGCAGCCGCAGAAGACCCCAUUUACCUUUAAGUGCCAGAGCUGUUUGAAAGUACUCAAGAACAACGUCAGGUUCAUGAACCACAUGAAGCACCAUCUGGAGCUGGAGAAGCAGAACAGUGAGAGCUGGGAAAGCCACACUACCUGCCAACACUGCUACCGGCAGUACUCAACCCCAUUCCAACUGCAGUGCCACGUCGAGAGUGCCCACAGCAUGGUCGAAUCUUCAACCAAUUGCAAGAUAUGUGAAUUAGCCUUCGAGUCUGAGCAAGUGCUCCUGGAACACAUGAAGGACAAUCACAAGCCUGGCGAGAUGCCCUAUGUCUGCCAGGUGUGCAACUACAGGUCUUCGUUCUUUACCGAUGUGGACACACACUUCCGUACGGUGCAUGAAAAUACAAAGGAUCUCCUUUGUCCUUUCUGCCUUAAAGUUCUUAAAAGUGGUCAUGUCUACAUGCAGCACUAUAUGAAGCAUCAGAAAAAAGGAAUUAAUCGUUGCGGGAAAUGCAGGCUGAAUUUCCUCACCUACAAGGAGAGAGUGGAUCACAAGACUCAGCACCAUAAGACUUUCCAAAAACCCAAAGCUCUGGAGGGCCUUCCUCCUGGAACCAAGGUGACUAUCCGGGCCUCUCUGACCGGGCCAUCUCCCAGUUCCACCCGUGCUGCUGAAAAAUCCAGUGUCAGUGUCAUACCAGAGGUCCCAGGCAUAAAGGCAGCCAAUGUAAAAGCUCGGAGCAGUACAUCUACCACACAGGGCAGCAGUGGGGGGAAAGGCAAGGCCACAGUGAGCAAGAAGCUCCUCAAGCAGCAGAAGAACAACCAUGUGUUGCAGAGUCUCAGUAUUGGCGAAAGAAGACACACCUGCAUUGAGUGCUACUCGGAGAUUCAUGACUUCUAUAGUCACUAUCCCAUGGUUGCAAUUUGUGGCGCAUGCAAGUAUCGGACAAGUUGCAAAACUUCAUUUGGAAACCAUAUGAUAAGGUUCCAUAGUGCCAUCUCAAAAGAGAGAUUCCGGAAAAUGAGGAAAAUCCCAGUUGUCCUAAGGAAUUUAACCCUUGUCUGUCUGAACUGUGACUUCCUGGCGGAUGCGCAUGGAACUGACCUCAUGAGCAAGCAUUUGAUUGACAGACCACACCACGUCUGUAAGGUCAUACUAGAGAAAGAAGGUGGUGCUGUAGAUGACGGCAUUAGAGGAAAUAAGCAAGGGAUGUCUGCUCUGAUGUUCCCUGAUAUCCAGAAUGCUGAAACUGCCACAGUGAGUGGCGCUUUUGAACAAUUGCACAGCGUUCCCAGAUUGGAGGAGACCUCCAAUGUCUUGUGUAUCACCCCAGCUGCUGAAAGAGGGGAUGGGCCAGAGGUAAUGCAUGUUCAGACCCAAGAGUCAGGAAGAGGUGAUGUUAUUCUACUAGACAACGAUGAUGCAGCAGUUAACCAGCUAGGAGAGGCAGAAGUGCAAGGGCUUCCACAGCUCUCUACAGUAGAUCAGAUCCAUGGAGUCACACAGGCUACAGAGCUAAAAACACCCAUGGAAAGUUCAGUCGAGGAAGACCAGUCUUUGCAGUCAGGGCCCAUGGAAAGUGAAACACCCAUGGAAAGCUCAGUUGAGGAGGAGCUGAGAGAGGUGUGGGCUUUGCAGUCAGCGACCAGGUCCCCCUCUAGUUCUGUGGCCUGUGAGUUAGAGGGGGAGGCGGUGUGUUUGCAUGAGUCAUUAAGCAAACCGGAAUCUGUGAGCUUUGACGACAGUAAGAAGGUUAGCGCUUCCCUGGAGACCAUCCCCUUAAAUGUUGUAGACCAAGAGGUGAACGAUAUCGUGGAAGCAAAGGACAUCUCCUCGUCCUCUCAAAGUCCAGCUGAAGUCAGGGCAGACGACAGACAUUCCCUCCAGUCCUGAAACACUGAAGGAAUCGGCAGCCUCGGAGUAGAGAAAAGUGGACCGGGUGUAUUUUUAAGAAGACUGCAUACUAUUGAAAUGUAUUUCUCUUCCCCAUUUUCUUAAAGUUUAUUGUCCUUGACCAGAUGGACAUAAGCUGAGACGUGCUAUGUGUUUAUUAUAUUUGGCAUUUGGAAAAACAUGUAUCAUUUUUUUCUAUCAGUGCAAGAUUUUACUUCUGUCAAACUUUCAAUUUGGUUGUAAGCUUUCAAUGAAAGUGAAAAUGGUACACAAUGUGAAUAAUUUGACUUUCUGUAGUGUGUUGAAAAAUACACAAUCUGAAUGUU